Molecule: messenger RNA, 1721 nt
Organism: Dendronephthya gigantea
Lineage: Eukaryota; Metazoa; Cnidaria; Anthozoa; Malacalcyonacea; Nephtheidae
Product: DDB1- and CUL4-associated factor 7
Exons: 9
Coding region: 142-1191 (349 amino acids)
Cellular component (GO): nucleus
Molecular function (GO): protein binding
Source: RefSeq, a predicted model, not a curated record
UUUGGAAAAAAUAAAAAUGGAGGGAAAUGGCCAUCAUUUUAAUCACUUUUUCACCUUCAAUCAAACGUAUUUUUAACAAAACGUUUUAAUAAUUCACCUAUACUUCUUUGUGGAGAGGAAUUCUGUAUAAUUCUGCGAACCAUGGCUGCUUUGCCGGCGCAAGUUUCUGGCGCUCCAAAGCGGAAAGAAAUAUAUAAGUAUGAUGCCCCUUGGACAUUGUAUAGUUUAAGUUGGAGCGUACGACAGGAUAAAAGAUUUCGAUUGGCACUUGGUAGCUUCGUGGAGGAGUAUAAUAAUAAGGUCCAGGUUGUUCAACUUGAUGAAGAAACUGGAGAAUUUUCUGUGAAAGGACAGUUUGACCAUCCAUACCCAACCACUAGGAUACUCUGGAUUCCAGAUAGUAAAGCUAUCUAUCCAGAUCUGGUGGCAACAUCAGGUGAUUAUCUGAGGGUCUGGCGUGUUAGUGACAGUGAUGUAAGAUUGGAAUGUCUGCUAAAUAAUAACAAGAAUUCAGAUUUUUGUGCCCCUCUGACAUCUUUUGAUUGGAAUGAGAUUGACCCAAACUUAAUUGGAACAUCAAGUAUUGACACAACAUGCACUAUCUGGGGUUUAGAAACUGGUCAGGUUCUUGGUAGGGUAAACAUGGUCUCAGGACAUGUCAAAACCCAAUUAAUUGCUCACGACAAGGAGGUAUAUGAUAUUGCAUUCAGUAGAGCUGGGGGUGGAAAAGACAUGUUUGCAUCAGUUGGAGCAGAUGGUUCCGUUCGUAUGUUUGAUCUCAGACACUUGGAGCAUUCCACGAUCAUCUACGAAGACCCUCAGAGGGAUCCAUUAUUACGGCUUGGUUGGAAUAAACAAGAUCCGAACUAUUUGGCGACGUUUGCAAUGGAUGCAAUUGAAGUUAUAAUUUUAGAUGUCCGCGUUCCCUGUACACCUGUGGCCAGGCUGAGCAACCAUCGAGGUUGCGUGAAUGGUAUAGCCUGGGCUCCACAUUCGUCGUGUCAUAUUUGCACAGCAGGUGAUGACCACCAGGCCCUGAUUUGGGAUAUUCAGCACAUGCCACGCGCCGUGGAAGACCCUAUACUGGCCUAUAAAGCGGACGGAGAAAUUAAUCAAAUACAGUGGGCAAGUACUCAACCAGACUGGAUUGGUAUAUGUUAUAACAACUCUUUAGAAAUACUCCGUGUUUAGACACGAAAUGAGCGUUGGGGUCGUCUCUGGGUGCAUUUGCCUGCGAGCAGGCUCGUCAUCUUAGAGGACGCGUGUUUUGGCAAAUUUGAGUAGUUGUAGUACAUGAAGUAUUAGUCUCGGAUCGGUAGGAAUUGGCUCAGUCUAGGCUCAGGAUAGCUUAAACUAGCAAAGGAACUGUACUAUAGUGUAGUAUUUCUCACACAAACUAUGUCUGGACUUGCAUCAUUGUCUUCAUCGCUAGCGAUGUAAUUCAAUGAACAGCUUUAACCAGCACAUCAUCAAGUCCUUUAAAAAAAACUAUCUUGUCUGUACCCAGCUAAUAAGCUUAUCAAUGAGCGAUUGUAUAUAAAAUUAUAAAUAUUAGCUAAGAGCAGCAUCAGCUCUUAGUUUAAAAGCAAAAAAUUGUUCCUUAUAGCAUUUCAGCACUGUGUGUAAUUAUUUUCUUGAAGGUGGUGCAUGUGAUAUCACGUUUUACUGGUGCAGGAAAAUUGUGGGAUUCUAUGAUUUUUCGUGACCACAUUUUUUUGUUG